This is a messenger RNA of Ceratotherium simum simum (southern white rhinoceros), 1021 nucleotides long. NCBI's taxonomy places the organism in Eukaryota, Metazoa, Chordata, Mammalia, Perissodactyla, Rhinocerotidae. The record is from RefSeq and is a predicted model, not a curated record.
AUGGAUAGGAGAAAUGACUACGGUUGUAGGAUGCCCCGGUUCCAGUCCAAGCAUCUGAGUGGGGAUGAGAGAGGUGGCAGUAAUUACAGGAGGAUCCUAUAGGGCUGGAGACCUCUGCCACCCCAAGAUGUGGCCAUUUUGCAAGACAGGGCAAAUAAGUUGGUGAAAUACCUGUUGGUUAAGGACCAGACAAAGAUCCCCAUCAAGCGCUCAGACAUUCUGAAGGAUGUCAUCCAAGAAUAUGAUGAAUAUUUCCCAGAGAUCAUUGAUUGAGCAAGCUACGCUUUGGAGAAGAUGUUUCCAGUCAAUCUGAAGGAAACUGAUAAGCAAAGUAGCUUGUAUAUUCUCAUCACCACUCAGGAAUCCUCCGCAGGCAUACUAGGAACGACUAAGGACAUACCCAAACUAGGUCUUCUCAUGGUGAUUCUGAGUGUCAUUUUUAUGAAUGGUAACAAGGCCAAUGAGGCUGUCAUCUGGAAAGUGCUGUGCAAGUUGGGGCUGCGCCCUGGGGUGAGGCACUCGCUCUUUGUGGAAGUGAGGAAGCUCAUCACAGACGAGUUUGUGAAGGAGAAGUACGUGGAGUACAAGAGGGUCCCCAACAGCAGACCACCUGAAUAUGAGUUCUUCUGGGGCUUGCGCUCCUACCAUGAGACUAGCAAGAUGAAAGUCCUGAAGUUUGCAUGCAAGGUGCAGAAGAAGGACCCCAAGGACUGGGCUGCUCAGUAUCAGGAGGCAGUGGAGAUGGAAGUCCAGGCUGCAGCUGUGGCUGUGGCUGAGGCUGAGGCCAGGGCUGAAGUUUAUUUCCCAUGUUCACAGAUACUGCUAAUGAAUUGCAGCAGUCCUUUCCACGGAUCCAAGGUACAUACUUGGAAUCUUUGUCCACAUAGCAGUCUAAGCACAUACUACCAAUCAGCUCAGAGUGACACUCUAUGAAAAAUCUGUUUCCCAAUCCGGCUUUAUUGUUUGCUUUUUGUGUGCUGUUGUAUUUUGGUAUCAGAGUUACAUUAAAUUUUCCAAAUGA